AUGAAUUAAAAAGCAUCGUAAAAAUAGGAGAUAAAUGAAUCAAAUACUUCUGAUUAAUAGGAUGUCCCUUUUUAAGGAUAGUUUAAAAGAAUUAUUAGCAGUCCAAUAUUAAAUCUAACAGCUGGUAUUGUUCAUGACGAGUACAAUAAUGAUUUUUAUUGGGGAACAUAAGAUGGAUCUUUAUAUAUUUUUAGGUAUAAUUAAUAUGAAAAAAUGAAAUCAUAAAAGCUAAUAAAUUUGGACAAAGAAGAUAUUUUAGCUGGAUAAGAUAAUCUUCUUUAAAAUUAGUAAAUAGAAGAUUUAAAUUAAAAAAUGUAAUUUCUUAAUAUUCUUAACGAAAAUGAUUAUGAAAGUCUAAAGGAGAAAGAUAAUCAUACUGAUGUAUUGGAAUAAGAAUUAUGUUCAAUCUCAUAGUAUCAAAAUGAAUAAAAUUCUACAAGCAAUUUUUUAAUCGGUAAUGGAAAACUUAAUUUUAAUGGAAGUUAAAUUCAAUAAGUAAAAUAGUAAAAUAAUUUACAGCCUAAUUUAGGAUUUCCAAAUUGCAGCCCUGAAGAAAAUAAAAAAUCACAUUUAAAUUAAAAUUGUAGUUAGGGAGAUUAAAGUUUUGGCAAUUUAAGUUAAUAAUAAUAAUAAAACAUAAAAAUUAAAAUGCAAGAUGAUAAUAAUAAAUUAUAAUUCUUGGAAUAGAAAAAUUAGUCAAAUUAUUCUGAUAAUUUAAAUUUUAAUGAUGCCAAUAGCAAUAAACAAAAAAAGGAUUAAAUUUUUAGUGAGUCUUUAGAAAUUGAUAAGAAUACUCUAGACUAAUCAGUUAAAUAAAAUAGCAUAUAUUAAUAAAAUAAAAUGAAUAAAAACGACAUAAAUAUUUCUGAUAAUGAGUAUAAACUUGAUUACCCUUAAGAAUUGAAUAAAUUAGAUAGAACUUAAAACAAUUUAAUAAAUUAAGAUAAAUAGAGUCAGAAAAAUUAGAAAUUUCCUUAAAAUAAUGAAGAUGUGAAAUAGAAAUAGAACAUUCAAAAAAAUUAUUAAAAUCAUUAUCAAUUUACUUAGUAUAUUAAUAAUUCAUCUACAUCGAAAUAGAAUAACUAAAAAAUUAAUAAAAGCUAGUUUAAUGGUUAAUAAAAAUCCAGUUAAUCUUUUGAAGUUCAAGACAGCUGGAUAAGUUAAUAUUGUUAAAAGAUAAAAGUUAGUGAUAAAUAGGUUUUUGAAAUAGUUGUGUUGAGAGAUGUGAUUUGUCUGUCGUUUUUUGGAAAUAUAGUUAUUGCUAUCGAAAAGAAAACUUUUUAAAAGGUUUAUUAACUGAAAGGAGACCCACUAAUAUACUAAGGGAUUUCUUUCUUAUGCAAGUCUAACCAUGACGAAAUCAUUGUAAGAUAGGAUAGUAUAAACGGAAUAGAAGUAUGGAAAAUAAAUAACUUUAAAACUGUCAAACCCAAUGUUAAAAAGCUUUUCUAAACUUCAACUUCAUACCAAGAUUAAUUUCAUGCUAUGCUAGUGAUAAAAAUUUAAUUAAUGAUUUAUGGCAAUAAUCAAGGCACAAUAAAUAUAAUCAAUUUAAAAUCAGGAAAGAUAGUUUAAAGUUUAAUUAAAAUAUUUAAAAGUCAGAUAAUUAGCUUAUCAACAAACAAAAAAUCAUAAAAAAACGAAUAAAUUCUAAUUGGAGCUGAUUCUAAAUGGAAUUUCAAGAUAUUUUCAUUACCAUAUAUGCAAACUAUUACUCAAUUUAAUGUAUUUAACUUAGGUUUCACAAUGCCAUCAUUCCACCAACAACUAAAUAUUGUGAAGGUAUUAAAUACAGAGGCUAUUUUGAUAUCUGGAAGUAGCAAAUAGGCAGUCAUUUAUGAUUGGAAAUAAAGUAAAACUAUAAAAAAUAUAAGCUAUUAAAACAGCAAUUUUUAUUCUUUUAUUAAUCUUUCAAAACAAUCCUCUAUCAUUUUAAUCAAAUAAUUAAAUUAACAAAAAACUUCUUUUCUAAUAACUGAAUGGAGUUGA
Messenger RNA from Tetrahymena thermophila SB210, 1989 nucleotides. RefSeq lists its product as hypothetical. Gene Ontology annotation, molecular function: protein binding. The record is from RefSeq and is a predicted model, not a curated record. The transcript has a single exon. NCBI's taxonomy places the organism in Eukaryota, Ciliophora, Oligohymenophorea, Hymenostomatida, Tetrahymenidae.